GUUCCUUCCUCCGAUCCAGAGUAGUAGAGUCCGUUGAAGAAUUCGAUUGGGAAUAAUUUAAUCAACAUUCCCAGGACUCCCAGCAUGCAGCCUAUAACGUCGUGGAGCAAGGAGAGAGUGAGCGACUGGCUCAAAGGUCUGGACGCUCCUCUCCAGCAGUACCCCUUCAAAGAGUGGAGGGUGACGGGGUUGGACCUGCUGCAGCUCUCCUCCCAGGACCUGGAGCAGCUGGGCGUUCACAAGAUCAGCCACCAGGAGCUCAUCCUGGAGGCUGUGGAGAAGCUCUGCUCCCUGACAUACGGUAUGGGAGGGGAGACCCUGCGCAGUCUGACAGAGAACCUGUGCGUGGUGGCCCACUCCCUGAUCAUGGGCAUCCAGAUCCGCUGGAGGGUAAACACCUAUGAUGGGCAGAGCGCCACCAAGCUGCCAGCCAGCGUACUGCAGGUGGUGCUGGAGCUCAUCACCUCCGCAAAGGGCCUCUUCUCCCUGCUCAACAGGUACCAGUUUACCCAGCUGAGUGGUUACACGUCCAGUAGGAACAUCAUCACCUACUGUAAAGACCUGGGGACCGCAGUACACAAGGUAGUCUACCUCUCCUACUGUAAAGACCUGGGGACCGCAGUACACAAGGAUUCCACAGUUUACGAGAAAGAAAAAGACAUCAUCUCCAUCUGUCGUCAGUUGGUGGCGGUGUGUGAUGAGAUUCUGUACUGUAGUCCAGAGGUGCUCCUUACCCACACUGCCCAGCUGGAGAGGGUUGACCUGGUGCCUGUCUUCGACGGCGAUCACCUGUCACCCUCGGACUUCUGUGACAAGAUAUUAGCUGGGGACGAGGUGAUCCAAGUCAAUGACCAAAUAGUGGUUGGCUGGAGCAGGAAUAACCUGUUGAAGAAACUACAGGAGAACCCCAGUGGGGUGACCCUGGUCCUCAAGAAGGUCCCCGUGUCCCUGAAUCUCAAAGACACACCCCAACAGCCCCCCUGCCCAAAGGAAGAAGAAGAAGAAGAGGAGGAAGAGGGCAAUCAGAGAUUCUCCGUAUUGGAGAGAGUAGCAGCCUCGGUCAGGUCCCUUUCAUUCAGGGCAGCGGUUCAGGGGCCAGUGGUGAGCCAGCACAUGGGCCAGGAGGAGUCGGAGCUGUCCAAUGACAGGGGAUUGGACAGCAGCCAGACAUACACCUCACACCCCCACCACCAGGGGGAGCUCUCAUACCUGUCUGCAGGUCAGACAGGAGAGACUAAUAGUUUGAAGGGGUCCAGGUUCAGCACCAGGCACAGGGGAGAGGGCUCUGCGCCCCCCAGUAGUCCAUCCCCCCGGGUACUAGAGCUAGCCAGAGCUAGCGUCAGUUCCUGCCCUGAGAUGGGUGGACACGGGGAGGAUAAAGAACCAAAAAAGAUGUCUACAAAAGGCAAGAGUACAGCGACGAGCAGGCGCCGUGUGUCGUGUCGUGAGCUGGUUCAGCCCGACUGUGACGGCUGGCUGUGGAAGAAGCGGAAGGAGAGCAGCGUGUUCAUGACCCAGAAAUGGCAGCGCUUCUGGUUCGUCCUCAAGGGCCCCACUCUCUACUGGUAUACCAGCCAGCAGGAGGAGAAAGCAGAGGGCCUGGUUCAUAUCUCCAGCUACAACAUAGAGAGCGCAGGAGAACACAAGAGGAAGUAUGUCUUCCAAAUGUGCCACCAGCGCUUCCAGACUUUCUUCUUUGCCGCCGAGAAUGUCAAUGACAUGACCAAGUGGAUCAACUGUCUGAUCACAGCCAUACAGAAACACAAGAAGUUCCACAAAGGACCACCGGACAACGAAGAGGAGUGCUACAGUGAGACGGAGUCAGAAGAUGAGGGGUCUUCUCCUUCACCACGCAGAAACAAGAUCUACACGAAAACUCUGUCCAACACACUGCCUCGGGCCAGGAAAGAGAAAGAGAAGGAGAAGGAGGAGAAAGAGAAAGAGAAGAAGAACAAGGUUCAGGUUCCCGCUCCACCCACAGGGCUCAGCAGAAGCCCAGGAGCUCCAGAGGAUGAGAUGGACGUGCUGUUCCACGGACUGAAGGAGGGCGGCGUGUCCCUGAUCGGCAGCAAGCAGCCACAGACCCAAGACCACUUCCGAAAGUCCUUCAUCCGGCGCAACAAGAACCCUGUCAUCAAUGAGAAGGCCCACACGCUCCGCGCGCUGCAGAGCACACUCAAGGAUAAAGAGGCAGAGCUCCAACUCAUCAACAAGGUGCUGGAGGACUCUGAGCUGACGUCCCAGAAGUACCGCCAGUGGAAAGAACAUAACAAAGACUUACACCUGGAGAUUGAGAAACUGGCUGUCCAAUGGGCCAAGACAAAGGACACGCCCCCUGGAUCGUCAUCUGGGGAGAUGGUGGAGGUGGUUGCCGUGGAAACAGAGGCCGCGUGUGGACUGAGCCUUGGUGACGGGGAGAUGCUGGUAGACGCGGAGCCAUCGUUGUCAAGUACGAUGAAGGCAGCAGGCGACUCUGAUGUAGAGCCGCAGUCAGAGCAGUCAGUGACUGCAGAGAGCAGAACAGAUGACUUAGCUAGUCCUGCUAGCCGAGAGAAUUACUUCUAUAUAUGAGACGCCACUGAACUGAUCUGAUGGUGGUUUCCCUACUUACCAUCAGAAAUGUAUGGUUAGGGCAUGGAGUUUUUCUCAACCAUAUGACCUAACCAGGGAAAACUCAUAGCUGUACUUAUCGCUGUGAUUCAUGACUCUAUUUAUUGCUGUGGUUCAUGACUCUAGUUUGAGCAGUGAUUCAUGAC
Oncorhynchus tshawytscha (Chinook salmon) is the source of this 2756-nucleotide messenger RNA. Its product is annotated as connector enhancer of kinase suppressor of Ras 1. The record is from RefSeq and is a predicted model, not a curated record. The transcript has 20 exons. Bases 85 to 2571 code for a protein of 828 amino acids. NCBI's taxonomy places the organism in Eukaryota, Metazoa, Chordata, Actinopteri, Salmoniformes, Salmonidae. Gene Ontology annotation, molecular function: protein binding.